Molecule: messenger RNA, 667 nt
Organism: Drosophila eugracilis
Lineage: Eukaryota; Metazoa; Arthropoda; Insecta; Diptera; Drosophilidae
Exons: 4
Coding region: 128-577 (149 amino acids)
Source: RefSeq, a predicted model, not a curated record
AGUCAGUUGUUACUCGAUUCUUGCCCAGUGCGGUAGUGUUUCCGAGCUAUUAGUGAUCCCAAACCGGUUUCUGUGCCAUAAUAUUGUUUUAUUUGGAAAUUUUCAAUUAAACUUAUAAAAUCUCAAAAUGAAAAUCGACCUGACCGUGGAAAAUGGCCCCUGCAAUACCGAGCUGCGGAGUUGGUGCCUGGGAAUCGCGAUCUACUGGCUAAUUAGCAUGACUUUCAGCGUUUUAGUCGCUCCGAACGUUCUCAACUUUGUGGGAUUUGCAAUCGUUGUGGUCACCAAUAUUUGUUUGUUGAUAGGAACCCUUAAGGAAAAGCGAGUUCUAGUCAUCGUGUGGCUGAUUUUUGCUGUCAUCGAAGCCAUUAACUUUCCGUUUGCCGUACUUGGAGUUAUCUUUCAUUAUGGAGGAUACAGGGAGGCAACUGGAAUGAAUAACAUUUUCGGUGCCCUUCUCAUUUACAUCAUAACAUUCUUAAUUAUCGCCUUCAGCGCACGAAUUGUUUACUCCUUCUAUCUCCAGUUGAAGAACAACGAAGCCAGCAAACCACCCCGUGCCCUGAAUGUGGUUUAGUCCGUUGAAUCUAGAUUAUUUAUCGGCGAAAUCCCGAACUCUUCUCAGCUUAGCGUUUGCAAUAAAAGGCGAUUUUUUUUUUUGAUUGCA